CCCAGGGCUCCGGGAACACAGUUGGUCCAGCGGUCCUGGGGACGCAGCCGGGUGGCACCGAAGGCCGGAGGACGUUCUCGCACAGCUCUGGGAGAAGACGCUGAGGAAUAAUCCCCGGCUGGAAGUGCCCCGGGUGUUUUUCAGAUCCCAGGCUCUGCUCUGUGCCGUGAUGUCCCACCGCAGACCGGGAUGAGGCAGCCUGAGCCUGGCUGCUGACCCCAGUGUGGGGGCUGAGCUCUGUCCUUGGCUUCCCGGCUGCCGUGAGGACCAGGAGGCCCCGCGUGGGGAAGCGCUGCCGAGAGCUUUGUGUCCAUCCCGUCCUGCUCAGGUGCUUCCCGCGUGGCUCUGGGAUGGAGGAGCGGAGGAAGAAGCGGAGCCCCAGAGGUCAGCUGGCACCCGCCAGAGCAUCACGGCUUCUGCCCACCAGCAGUAGCGCAUCCUUCGCCCUGCCGCUGCCCGCCCUGCCCUCACAGCGUGCCAGGCCCCGGCGGGCGAGCAAGGAGAGGGUGAGGGCAGGGGCAGCACGGGGGGCCCCGCUGCAGCACAGCUUCCUCACCGAGGUCUCUGAUGUCUGCGAGAUGGAGGGCGGGCUGCUCGGCCUGCUCAGCGACUUCCACUCAGGCAAACUGCAGGCCUUUGGGAAGGAAUGCUCCUUCGAGCAGCUGGAGCACGUGCGUGAGAUGCAGGAGAAGCUGGCGCGGCUGCACUUCGGCCUGGAUGUGUGCGUGGAGGAGCUCCCGGAGGAGCAGAAGAAGCUGGUGGCUGACAGGAACCUGGACCAGCUGCUGGCACACCUGGAGGAGCUCAGCAGCUCCAUUCAGAAGCUGCACCUGGCCGAGAGCCCCAGCCCUGAGGAGGCCGCGGCCUGACAACCGCCGGCUGCGGGGAGGCGGCCCCGCGGGAUGGGGAGGACGG
Messenger RNA from Centrocercus urophasianus (Greater sage-grouse), 915 nucleotides. It is a transcript of the gene CCDC28B, whose product is annotated as coiled-coil domain containing 28B. The record is from RefSeq and is a predicted model, not a curated record. NCBI's taxonomy places the organism in Eukaryota, Metazoa, Chordata, Aves, Galliformes, Phasianidae. Bases 351 to 869 code for a protein of 172 amino acids. The transcript is spliced from 6 exons.